Molecule: messenger RNA, 981 nt
Organism: Salvia hispanica
Lineage: Eukaryota; Viridiplantae; Streptophyta; Magnoliopsida; Lamiales; Lamiaceae
Source: RefSeq, a predicted model, not a curated record
UCCAUUGUAACAAAAACUCGAAAAAAUCGUGAUUUUCGGCGCAUAUUUUCACUGUUCACCGUCGCGGUUAUUGAAUCGUCGUCACCAACCCUGCAUUCCGGCAGUCUGCAAUUUCAAUUUUAAAGCCCCAAAUCAGUUCAGUUGCACAAUUUUGGGAAGCUGUAUAUAUGUAUUUGAGUGAAGAUUAUGAGGCUCUUUAAGAGAAUCGCUGGUUUGUUGGGGUUAGGGAAAGACGAAGAUCAGCAGCACCGCGACGGCGACGCUGCUGCUGAGGCCACCGCUCCGCCUCCGUUCUCUGCCGGAUCCGCCGCGGCAGCUACUGCUUCAGCUCAGCAUCUCCCACGCAGAGGCUUCAGCGUUCCUGUUCAGGUCCCCGUCGAGCGGGACCCACCCGCUCCUCUUCUCUUAUUUUGCCCCUCCGGAGAUGGUGAAGUUCAGGGCUUGAGGUGGUAUGCUAGGCGCCUUAAAAUGGAUGAAGAUGGAGAUGUUGCAGAUGAGUUCCUUGAUGAAGUGUCACCAGAUACGUUAAGAAGUGUGGGAGCACAGAGCCCUGCACCAAGGUUUGAAGUGAAGAACAGCACAAAACCUGUCAAAGUGAAGAAUCUGGAAUUGCUACCUAACGGUAAAAUUCAUCAUCUCGUGGAGCACCAUGGCAAGCUGGAGUGGCUGUAAGUGAACAAGAUUGGUUUCCAUAUUAUUAAUGCUGGUCCAAGUUGUCUUAACAUUAACUGUACCAUAAUUCCUUCCUUCCUUUUUAGAAGAGAUAAGAACUGAUGUGUGUCACAAUUCUUCUUCAAUACUGUCGUUCUCAUUACAAUUCUUCGAUUGAGGAAUGUGCAAAAGGCAAUGGUCGACUGCGAUGCAACUGUUUAACAUCACAAGUUGUUUUGCACAAUGCCAAAUUGUAACCUUGAAACGUUCGAGUUAUCAUUGUAUACAGGUUAUUGAGAGUUGAGGUCAUGUUAUGCGACUCUCGUCUCA